Molecule: messenger RNA, 3090 nt
Organism: Phyllostomus hastatus (greater spear-nosed bat)
Lineage: Eukaryota; Metazoa; Chordata; Mammalia; Chiroptera; Phyllostomidae
Gene: CUNH7orf25
Product: chromosome unknown C7orf25 homolog
Exons: 2
Coding region: 177-1442 (421 amino acids)
Source: RefSeq, a predicted model, not a curated record
GUGCGGCCCUGGCGGGCUGAAUUGCAGCAGCAGCAGCAGCAGCAGCAGCAGCAGCAGCGGCCGGAGUCCGUUGGGGGGUCUGCUGUGUGAGGUUUUCCGGUGGGUCCCAGCUUGUCGAGCGCACUGCCCGCUGCUCGCUGUCCCAGGCGCUGCUGGAAAGGAAUAAUGCUGUCAGCAUGUCAGCACACUCCAUGCUCUGUGAACGAAUCUCCAUAGCCAAAGAACUGAUCAAGAGAGCAGAAUCACUUUCUAGAUCAAGAAAAGGUGGCAUUGAAGGUUCUGCAAAGCUGUGUAGCAAAUUGAAGGCUGAAUUAAAAUUUUUACAGAAAGUAGAAGCUGGGAAAGUAGCUAUUAAGGAAUCCCAUUUGCAGAGCACUAAUUUAACACACCUAAGAGCCAUAGUGGAAUCAGCAGAAAACCUGGAAGAAGUUGUUAGUGUUCUCCAUGUCUUUGGUUACACAGAUACCUUGGGAAAAAAGCAGACCCUUGUGGUGGAUGUUGUUGCAAAUGGUGGUCAUACAUGGGUAAAAGCCAUUGGCCGAAAGGCUGAAGCUCUGCAUAAUAUUUGGCUGGGAAGGGGCCAAUAUGGUGACAAAAGCAUCAUUGAGCAAGCUGAAGACUUCCUUCAGGCCAGUUACCAGCAGCCAGUGCAAUAUAGCAAUCCUCACAUCAUCUUUGCAUUUUACAACAGUGUCUCCAGCCCCAUGGCAGAGAAGCUAAAAGAAAUGGGCGUAUCUGUGAGGGGAGAUAUAGUAGCAGUUAACUCGCUGUUAAAUCACCCUGAAGAACAGCAACCCAUUAAGAGAGAAUCAGAUGAUGAGGGCCCUGAACUUUUCCAGGUGACCAGAGUAGACCGAGAAAAUAUACUAGCAAGUGUUGCAUUUCCUACAGAAAUUAAAGUUGAUGUGUGCAAAAGAGUAAAUCUGGACAUUACUACUUUAAUCACAUAUGUAUCUGCCCUCGGCUAUGGAGGUUCCCACUUUAUCUUUAAAGAAAAAGUGCUCACAGAACAAGCAGAGCAAGAGAGGAAAGAGCAGAUUCUACCACAGCUUGAGGCAUUUAUGAAGGACAAGGAGCUGUUUGCUUGUGAAUGUGCUGUCAAGGAUUUUCAGUCUAUUCUAGAGACUUUAGGAGGACCUGGGGAGAGGGAAAGGGCCACUAUGCUAAUUAAGCGAAUUACUGUUGUGCCAGACCAGCCUUCUGAGCGGGCCUUAGGACUAGUGGCCAGUUCAAAAAUCAAUAGUCGUUCGUUAACAAUUUUCGGGACAGGAGAUACCCUAAAAGCCAUCACAAUGACCGCCAAUAGUGGUUUUGUCAGAGCUGCCAACAACCAAGGUGUUAAAUUUAGUGUGUUUAUCCAUCAACCCAGAGCACUUACUGAGAGCAAAGAGGCUCUAGCCACCCCCUUACUAAAAGACUACACAAUUGACACUGAACGCUGAUGAUAUCUUUUACAUAUCAUCAUGGAUCUCUGGCUGGUGUGGCUCAGUGGACUGAAUGCCAGCCUGCGAACCAAAGGGUUGCUGGUUGGAUUCCCAGUUAGGGCACAUGCCUGGGUUGCCAUCUAGUUCCCCAGUAGGGGGCGCUCAAGAGGCAACCACACAUUGAUGUUUCCCUCUCUCCCCAUCUCUAAAAAUAAAUAAAUGAAAUCUUUAGAAAUAUAUAUUAUCAUGGAAAUAAGUUUUUAUACCAGAGACUGGGUCUUCCUAUCUUAAUUGGGAGAAAAAAAUCUAUAGUAAAAAUAAUAACUGAGAGUUCAGAGUUGAUUUGUUUCUCAUCUAUAAAGUAUAUAACUUCCUAAAAUAGAAAAACACAAGAGCUUAUUUAUCAAGCUGUCUACAUUAUAGUACCUAAAAACAGAAGUACAUCUAUGUAAGGCUUUUAGCUGUGUCACAAUGCUUUUAUUUGUUUGAUUCAGUAGAGCUACAACCCCACCUACUGGUAAUCACAUUUCAUGGGCUGUGGCUGCACAGCAUCUUGCAUUAAAUAUCUGGUGAAAACAAGCUUGUUUUUUAUUAUAUGGGUCUAUCAGUUGGUAAUGGGUUGAAGCUAGGAGAAAUAGUGUGUAAUUAAUUUUAGAUUCUAAAGUUACAGGCAUUAUCAAUGAAGAGAAACUAAUUGCUAUGUGUCAGGUGCAGUCUGGGUAUGUUUAUGAAGAGUAAUAUAGAAUAAGUGCUUUCUUGUUUUUCUUUUCUUUUUAAAAGUAAAUUCUGACCUUGCAAGUCCUAUGGAUCUUUUGAUACACCUUUGUAAAAAGAAAGAUAGCUGACAAUUACACUACUAUAAACUAGGACAUUUAAGGUAAAAUAUUAAUUUGAACAAAUUAAAAGAGAAUUAUGUAAAACAUUGAAAAGAAAUUCAGAUCUUUUAAAUACAAACAGCCCCCAUAUUGCAAAUAUUUGGAUUAUGAAUCCUAUUUUCGCUUUUUCUUUUGUAAGUAGCAAGUGAAAACUGCAUUUAUCUCACUGUUGUGAAAUAGUAGCAGGGAGAUUGCAUACCUGUUGAAUGACACUUUGUAAUUGAGAAGAGAUUUUUAUGUCAAGGUUGUGCUAGGUACUUAAUUUGUAACAAGGUGAACAAAUUAGCAUAGAUAUGUAUUCACGUUUUAAAAAUGAAAAAAUGGAGCCUUAGGGCUUAGACUAUGUGGGAGCUAGUAUUAAAUGAUUUCAUAUCAUUACAGCCUAACCUCUUUCUACUGUGCCAAUUCCUAUUUUGUGAGAAGGGAAGUUGAAAUUUGAUCAUUGGGGCCCAGGAACAUUCUGGAACAAAAUGCAAAAUUCAGUGUAUGGGGCAUUUUAGAGAUUCUGUUACUCAGAAUAUAUUUUCUAGGGUGGAAUGCUGUAAUUCGUGUUCCAUUUUAAUGCAAUGAGGUAUACAGGGUCUGGCAGAAGUUAUGCCUAUGUGAGUGUGGUUGAUAGUGUAAUUAUAAAGGAGUAAUAAUUUAUAGUUUUAAUUUGAACAUUUCAGCUAAAAUGUCAUAUGGUGUGCUUGCAUGUGACACUGUUUUGUUACAGAAUUACGUGCUUACGAUUUUGUAAUAAAAGAUUUUGUAAUGAAAAAGCAUUAUUUGUGACAGAUCCUGUAUUUAAC